AUGGAAGAGGUAGGUGCACAAGUAGCUUCACCAAUAUUCAUCCACCAAUCACUCGCUGGAAGAUUUUGCGAUGCGCAUCCGAUGGCCAAGAAACGCAAUCUGCCUUUUCAGCCUGCGAGUUUUCCGCAUCAGAUUCCUUUGGAUAACUGGAAUCCAAUGUCUUGGGAUUGGGAUAGUGCCAGGUUUGUUGCUAGACCUUCGCAAUCUGAUGUAGUCCAGAGUGGAAGUGCUACUCUGGCUCAGUUGAAGGUGUCAACUCAUAAAGGUGUACAAAAUAACACAGCAGAUCCUAAGAAUCCCGUGGAAGAUGGAAAUGAUAAUGAAAAUCUUAGAUUGAAGCUUGGAGCUGACGGAGAUGGAAAUGGAAGGAAUGGUGUUUUGACUUCGGUAGAGGAGCCACAACCGGUGUCGAGGCCUAAUAAAAGAGUCAGAUCUGGAUCGCCUUCUGGUGCUAGCUAUCCUAUGUGUCAAGUGGAUAAUUGUAAGGAAGAUCUAUCUACAGCCAAGGACUAUCACCGCCGGCAUAAGGUGUGUGAGGUUCAUAGCAAAGCCAGCAAAGCCUUAGUUGGGAAACAGAUGCAAAGAUUCUGCCAGCAGUGCAGCAGGUUCCACCCCCUUUUGGAAUUUGAUGAGGGAAAGAGAAGCUGUAGGCGUAGACUCGCUGGGCAUAACAGGAGGAGGAGAAAAACUCAGCCAGAUGAUACUACUUCACGGUUGUCAGUUCCUGAAAACCGUGACAAGAGUGGAAACUGUGAUCUGGAUAUUGUCAAUUUGUUGGCAGUUCUAGCUCGUGCACAAGGAAAUACUGAGGACAGGAGCAGCAAAAUCUCACGCGUACCUGAUAAAGAUCAGCUUAUACAAUUGCUUAGUAAAAUAAACUCUUUGCCCUUGCCUUCAAACUUAGCAGCCAAAUUGCCUGUUUUGGGAGGUUUGGAUGGAAGGAUUCCGAACCUUGUAUCCUCUGGAAAUAUGAAUCGAUUGAAUGGGAAUGUUUCUUUGCCAUCAACGAUGGACUUGUUGGCUGUUCUUUCAGAAAAUCCAGCAGCAGCACCCUCUUCUGAUGUAAUUGAAAUUCAAUCUCAACCAAGCAGCGAUGGAAGUGACUCUGAGAAAAGUAAGUCAGCCUUUGUUGAACAAGCUACAUCUCUCUAUUUGCAAAAAAGAUCUGCUUUGGAGUUUCCCUCAGUUGGAGGAGAGAGAAGUGGUACAAGUUAUCAUUCUCCUGUGGCAGAUUCGGAUUGCUAUGUUCAAGAGACAUGUCCAAAUUUGCUGUUACAACUCUUUAAUUCUUCUCCUGAAGAUGAUAGCUUAAGAAAAUUACCAUCUGGUAGAAACUAUUUCUCAUCUGACAGUAGCAAUCCUUCACAAGAGAGGUCUCCUUCAUCUUCACCACCCGUUGUACAUAACCUGUUCCCAAUGCACACUUCAAGAGAACCUAUGAAGCCUGACAGUGUGUCUACUAGUGAAGUGAAUACUGUGUAUGCGAAAGCAACUACAAUCAAUGAGUGCAGUACUUCUCUUCAACUUUUUGGAGCAUCAACUAGAGCUGCCGAAAAUGGCUCUAUUCAGAGUUUUCCUCACCAAGCAGGGUAUACAUCUUCUUCGGGGUCUGAUCAUUCACCAUCGAUUUUGAAUUCUGGUGCUCAGGAUCGUAAUGGCCGAAUUGUUUUUAAACUAUUUGACAAGGAUCCCAGUCAUUUGCCUGGGUCGUUGAGAGCGCAGAUAUACAAUUGGCUUGCUAACAGUCCAUCAGAAAUGGAAAGCUAUAUUAGGCCUGGUUGCAUAGUUCUAUCUGUGUAUUUAUCGAUGUCCUCCUAUGCCUGGGAUCGACUUGAAGGAAACCUCCUUGAUUAUGUAAAGUCUUUGGUCAAUGAUAAUAACACUGACUUCUGGAGAAAUGGAAGAUUUUUGGUUCACACAGAUAAACAAAUGGCUUCCUAUAAAGACGGAAAGAUUCAUCUUCGCAAGUCCUGGAAAGCCUGGAAUACCCCAGAAUUGAUCUUAGUUUCACCUGUGGCAGUUGUUGGUGGGCAAGAGACCUCUCUUCUGUUGAAGGGGAAAAAUUUGACUAUUCCAGGCACCAAGAUAUAUUGUACGCAUACAACUGGGUACAAUAUGAAAGAAUUUCCAGCAUUGGCAUGUCAAGAAACUGUAUAUGAUGAGAUAAUCUUGGAUAGCUUUAAAAUUCAUGGAGCAUCAUCUAGUGUGCUCGGCCGUUGUUUCAUUGAGGUUGAAAAUGGUUUAAGAGGUACCAGUUUUCCGGUAAUCAUAGCAGAUAAUACCAUCUGUCAAGAAUUGAGACUUCUCGAGUCUGUAAUCAAUGAAGGUGCUGAAUUGCACGAUGGCAUUUCAUCUGAUCACAUUGAGAAUCCAGGUAUGCCCAGGACGAGGGAAGAAGUCCUCCAUUUUUUGGAUGAACUUGGCUGGCUUUUCCAGAGAAAACACAACAAUUCCUUGUUUGAGAGCCCGGAUUAUAGGCUUAGUCAGUUCAGAUUUCUUCUUACAUUUUCUGUUGAACACGACUUUUGUGCUUUGACCAAAACACUCCUGGACAUUCUGCUGGAAAUAAACUUGGGUCGUGAAGGGUUGGCAAAGGAGUCUCUGGAGAUGCUAUCAGAAAUCCACCUGUUAAACAGGGCCGUCAAUAGGAAGUGUAGGAGAAUGGUUGAUUUGCUUAUUCGUUACUCCAUUAGUGACAAUUCUGAUUCCUCCAUGAAGUAUAUCUUUGUACCCAAUUUGGCUGGACCUGGUGGUAUCACACCUUUACAUUUGGCUGCUUCUACAUUGGGUUCAGAUGACAUGGUAGAUGUUCUGACAAGCGACCCACAGGAGAUUGGGUUGCAUUGCUGGAAAUCUGUUCUUGAUGCAAAUGGGCUGUCUCCCUAUGCAUAUGCCUUGAUGAGGAACAACCACUCCUAUAACACGCUUGUUGCUCAGAAGCUUGCACAUAAAAAAAGUGACCAAAUUUCUGUAUCAAUUGGAAAUGAGAUUGAGCAACUCGGCGUGGAAGUUGAUCAUGGCCACAAGAAUACCCUCCAUAUCAACCAAGGACUUAAAUCUUGUACCAGGUGUGCAGCUGCCGCAGGUAGAUACAGCAGAAAGUUUCCAGGUUCACAAGGAUUGCUUCAACGUCCAUACAUUCUUUCAAUGCUCGCCAUUGCUGCUGUAUGCGUUUGUGUCUGUCUGUUCUUUAGAGGGGCACCAGAUAUUGGUUCAGUUGCCCCAUUCAAGUGGGAGAAUUUGGGUUAUGGUUCAUUUUAG
Messenger RNA from Fraxinus pennsylvanica, 3261 nucleotides. The record is from the annotation of a GenBank genome assembly. NCBI's taxonomy places the organism in Eukaryota, Viridiplantae, Streptophyta, Magnoliopsida, Lamiales, Oleaceae.